Molecule: messenger RNA, 1741 nt
Organism: Chelmon rostratus (copperband butterflyfish)
Lineage: Eukaryota; Metazoa; Chordata; Actinopteri; Chaetodontiformes; Chaetodontidae
Gene: mbpa
Product: myelin basic protein a
Exons: 6
Coding region: 104-502 (132 amino acids)
Biological process (GO): myelination
Cellular component (GO): compact myelin; cell periphery; neuronal cell body
Molecular function (GO): structural constituent of myelin sheath
Source: RefSeq, a predicted model, not a curated record
AAGCAGCAGCAGAGACGCGUGUUGGCACUGUGGACCGGCUUGGAAGAGGACUACCGAGUAUAUAGUGAGAGGUCAACCCCACCCAACCCCAGCAACUGCUAGCAUGGCUACGGCGAGCACCUCAGGGCAGAGCACCUUCGGGCUCGGGAGGAAAAAGAAGAACCCAGGUCUCAUGGAUCAGAUUAGCAAGUUCUUUGGAGGAGACAAAAAGAAAAGGAGCAAGGGCUCGUUCAGGGGUCACCUGGCCGCCUCACCUCAGCAAUCCUCUACUCGCCGCCGGACCAAUGAAAAUGCUGUGGUGCAUUUCUUCAGGAGCCUUGUUUCCUCUCCUCAACCUAAAUCCAGGUGGAGAGACGUCUUGGGUUUGGCCUCGUCGCCGCGUGCCGAGAGCACAAAGUCGCCGGUCAGAAGACGCAGAGACCAAAGCACGCUGUCCAGACUCUUCAACCUGGGAGACACCAAGUCCCGUCCACCCCCUAAACGCUGGAGCACCAUCUUCUAAGCUCUCCGCCGAGGACCGAACCACAGAUCCAACGCCGACGGGACGAGACGAAGGAGGAGGAACAGAUCUGCAAGCGGCGGACUCACAACCUCAAGAAACGCUAACCCACUAACACGAGCCUCGUGCAUGUUGGGACAGUGACGCCACACUGACACAGUAUGAAAUCCGCUCUCCGGGAGUGUAGGUGGUCACUGUGCCAGUUUUGCUUUUAAUCCUACUUCUGAGCAUAUCCUGAGUCAGUCAUUAUGUAGCUGUUUAUAAGAGGUUUGGUCAAGCUUUCAGUAAAUAUCUGACUGUAAAAAUCACCCAUUCAAGUAUCUUGGUCUGAUGGUGCUAGUGUCUGCUGUCUGAGGUCCGUUCAUGGCAGAUGUUUGUUUUUCUAUUCGUCUCCCGUCAUUUUGUACAUGAGUGACGCUUCAUGUAGCUCGCCGCUUUCACGCGACUCACGCGCCAAACAUUUUUGUUCCAUAUCGUGAAGUCUAGACGGAGAGUGCUGCUGUUCGUGGUCGUUGUGCUUGAGUGAAACGUACGUUGCAAAGAAAUGCAUUUGAAAACACAACUGGAAACCUACAGUAUAUGAGCAGUGUGGACUCUAAUGUUGUUUUUAUGUAACAGUUUUGUUUCGGUGUAAUUAAUAAAACAUGUACAGCACGAUGUCAUUCAAGUCUAUCAAAUAAAACAAAAUGCCCUUUUCAGAUGCACUGUUAUAUACAACUAAAUGAUUCAACUAAAAAAUGUCCUAAAAAAACUGGUCUGCUCUCUUUUUUCUUUGCAUCUCAAUUAUUGUGAGUUAUCUGUUUGCACCUUUACUUAAGUUUGAAGUUUUAAUGUCAUUUGUGUUUUAUUUAGAAGAAGACAGACAAACGUUCGUGUUAUCCGAUGGUCAGAUAGUAAGUGGUUCAAAGGUUUACGGUGGAAGCACUGAGAUGGAGUGAGGAGUUUAACACUGAAGGACAGUAUGUUGAUUUCAAAUGUUCUGACGCGUAACUUUAUUUUGUUCAUGACAAAUGACACCGCCGCUCUCGUCUGUACAUGCUCUGUUUGUAUGUUCACUUUAAUUGAAAAGUCAAAAGAACUGUAAAGGUGUUUUGCUUGUUUUUCCUGAGGUUGCUGACGUGUGGUGGUGCUACAGGAACAGGAACUGAUACUUAGAAAACUGUGUUUCCUCUUAAUGUAAAACUCUAACUGGAAAUAAACAUGUUAUGUCUUCUCUCUGUUAUUAAAUGUUUUAAAAUCUGA